Ostrinia furnacalis (Asian corn borer) is the source of this 447-nucleotide messenger RNA. Its product is annotated as SPARC-like. Gene Ontology annotation, biological process: anatomical structure development. The transcript is spliced from 2 exons. The coding region runs from base 64 to 432 and encodes 122 amino acids. The record is from RefSeq and is a predicted model, not a curated record. Gene Ontology annotation, molecular function: extracellular matrix binding; calcium ion binding; collagen binding. Lineage: Eukaryota; Metazoa; Arthropoda; Insecta; Lepidoptera; Crambidae.
GCUGUCCGCUACAACGUUUACUAAUCGUUUACCCGUCGCCGGCAGACGUGCACGGAGAGCGAGAUGCUGGACUUCCCGCGGCGCAUGCGCGACUGGCUGUUCAACAUCAUGCGCGACAUGGCGGAGCGCAGCGAGCUGACGCCGCACUACCUGCGCAUGGAGCGCGAGGCCGAGAGCAACCUCACGCGCCGCUGGACCAACGCCGCCGUCUGGAAGUGGUGCGACCUCGACGCGCACGACAACGACAGGUUCGUGUCGCGGCACGAGCUGUUCCCGAUCCGCGCGCCGCUGAUGGCGCUGGAGCAUUGCAUCGCGCCCUUCCUGGACAGCUGCGACGCCGACGACGACCACCGCAUCACGCUCGCCGAGUGGGGCAAGUGCCUGCAGCUUGACGAGGUAAGCCCGCCGUCUCGGAAUGACCCUGUAUGGUGAACCGACAAAAAUAUA